Molecule: messenger RNA, 1297 nt
Organism: Rhodamnia argentea
Lineage: Eukaryota; Viridiplantae; Streptophyta; Magnoliopsida; Myrtales; Myrtaceae
Product: la-related protein 1C-like
Exons: 6
Coding region: 148-1209 (353 amino acids)
Molecular function (GO): RNA binding
Source: RefSeq, a predicted model, not a curated record
UCGGACUCAUAGAGGGGUCGCAAUCCUAUUCCUACACGAAUUCUUCUUCUACGUUGCCGUUCAUAUAAGCCGACGCGGCGUCUUCUCUCUCCUCGUCUCCCUUCUCCUCCCUCUCCCGCAAAAGAGUGAUCCCUGCUCCAGUCACCGAUGGCCGCGAUCGCACCUCCUUCCCCCUCGCCGUCUCCCGUGGCGGAUGCCGGGAGAUCGGACGGCCGGAGCGAGCCGAGCGGCAAUGCGGGGGGCGCCCCCGCGUGGAACAAGCCGGCCGGCGGGCGCGGGCCCGGCGGAGAGGCCGAGAGCAGCCUUCUCGGGUCGGGCGCUUGGCCCGCCCUCUCGGAUUCCGCUAGGGCUUCCUCUUCUUCCCCGUCGAAGUCGUCGCCGGAGUCCCCGGCCGAGGACUUAGCUGAUGGGUUGUCGGAGCUGUCCGUAUCGAAGGGAACUGAAAGCAAUAUAGUCGAGACUCCAAACCACAUAGCACCCGCACGCCAAAGAUCAAUGAGGCGUAAUGGCAUGUCGCCAGGCCCAUUUGACUCUCGACAAACCAACCCAGCUUCUAGGAAUGGUCGACAAACUAACCCAGCUUCUAGGAAUGCGCAUCAGCAGCCGCGGAGCUCUUCUUUCAGAAACCGUAGCGGUGGGCAACAUAUUCGUGCUACUGAUUUUCACCAACACCGAGGAAAUCAAGAGUGGCAUUCCCCUCAAGUUGGAGGAUUUGAUCCGAGGUUUAUGAGGCCGAUGCCACCAUUCCCUCUCCCUAUCCCUUUUCCUCAUCCUUAUCAUCCACUCCCACCACAACAGGCAUUUUCAUUGGGUAACCCCUUAGUCUAUCCUGAGAUGGCACCUCGUUUUUUCCCAACUCUAUCUCCGGAUAUACAAGCCGGCGGACCCAUUCCAGUGCUGCCCUAUUCUCCAUUGCAUUUUGAGAUAUUGCGGCAGAUUGAGUAUUAUUUCAGUAAGGAUAAUCUAAUAAAAGAUCUCCACUUUCGGAAGGAAUGGAAUGGUCAGGGCUGGGUCCACAUUUCAAUAAUAGCCGCAUUUAAAAAGGUUUCAAGUAUGACAAGGGAUAUUAAUCUUAUUUUGGAUGCCAUACGAACUUCAACCAUGUUGGAAAUACAGGGUGAAAUGGUAAGGAAGCGAGAUGACUGGGAGAGAUGGCUUGUUCCUAAGGACUUCAAGUUCUCCAGCGAUAGAAGCGCUCCAAACCAGUAGAUACACUGGGCAUUGACAAAAUCAUCUCUCAAUGAUUUGGGCACUGACCAUUACUGUGUUUGUAACAUGCCAAUAUCUUUCCUUGAUA